Messenger RNA from Plenodomus lingam JN3, 2445 nucleotides. RefSeq lists its product as uncharacterized. The record is from RefSeq and is a predicted model, not a curated record. Gene Ontology annotation, molecular function: serine-type peptidase activity. Gene Ontology annotation, biological process: proteolysis. Lineage: Eukaryota; Fungi; Ascomycota; Dothideomycetes; Pleosporales; Leptosphaeriaceae.
AUGGGCGCAUCCUCGGGUCUCCAAGUGGAGGUCACACGAGCCUUAGUGGAACAUCUUCUAGGGACACCAGGACUCCUCUCCCACCUAGUGACUUUUCUCCCCUCAUUGUACCGUCGCACUCAAAAAGAGGUUCAACGCGGGACCAUGUACAUGACAUACAAACGUACUCUUAUCCUGGCCUUGGCGACUCUGACUACAGCUCAAACGUCGACUACCAAUGAGCCUUGUGCAGUCGUCGCUUCGAGCCUCAGCCUCAGCUCCUCCUCUGUUCCAGCCCAGGCAGCAUAUGACUGUCUAGAAUCUGUCCCUGUGGACGUGGAGGGAGACUCACAGCUUAUUGACGAACUCAAAAUCGUAUGGCAGUUCCAGUCUGAGCUUGGAUGGUACAAGAAUCCAGGCGAGGACUGGCCAUAUGGGCCUCUGGAUGUUGAGGGGGAACUGGACAAGAUUAAGAAUAGUCUCAGCUCCUUCUCUAGCGAGUACGCCGUUCAAUUGGCCAUCCAGAACAUCACAGUGCGCUCCGGCAAUUUCCAUUGGAACCACAGGCCCGACAUCCUGCGAGUUUUCACGUUCCGCCGGCAGUUCAGAAUAGCAUCAGUUUCAUCAGAUGGCAAAGCUCUUCCAAAGCUAUACAUCUAUGAGGAUGUCGAGGCGCUUGCUGAAGGUAGCCCAGAUGUCUCAGAGAUCAGCGAAAUCAAUGGACAGAAGCCAUACGAUUACCUCAGAUCGAUUUUCUACUCACAGUUCAUUGAUUACGAUGGGAAAAUGAACUAUAUGCUCACCAAAGGCGACACCUCGCAAGAAGGCGCAUUCACAGUCCAGCCGAAAUUCGAGGGUAACAGCACUGAUAUUACCUGGGCCAACGGUACGACGGCUUCUGCCAUCAAUUUCGCGACAACAGAACAUACUUCAGAGUUUUCUAACGUCACUGACGGCACCUCUUUUUUCGAGACUUUUUGUACGGGCGCUGUGAGUGGGGUUCAGACUCUCGAAGGCAACGCUAAGACAGCUGUGAUUCCUCCUGCUCGCCUUGGGCCGAUUCCGAAUACUCCAACUGGCACUUAUCACCGUCGGAACAAGCGCCAAAGCAUUCCUAACAACACACCUUAUCCUUCUGCGGUCGUUGAGAUAUCGACCGGUGGUCUUUCUGGUUACUUCUUGACUGGAAAUGGAUAUGAAGACAUUGCGGUACUCAAGAUUCUUUUAUUUUACGACCCUCAAUCGCGCAACGAGACCGAAUUUAAUCACGAAUUCCAGGCUGCUAUCAAGUCCUUUAUCAGCCAAUGUAUCAGCGAAAAUAAGAAAAAGCUCAUCAUCGAUCUCCGCGAGAAUGGCGGUGGUGCCACAAACCUUCUGAUAGAUACGUUCAUGCAGCUGUUUCCUACUUUGGAUCCUUUCUCUGGUCAGCGUUAUCGCGCUAACGACGCAUGGAACAAGAUUGGGAGUGCUGUCGACGAGGUCUACAGCAGCCCUGAUUUUGCCAAAGAAUAUCAAGAUCCUGCAGGAGAAGCCAUGGAAAAUUCGAACGUUUUUCGCUUCUGGUCUUGGUGGCAAUUCAGGACUGCAGAGGGCGAAAAUUUCAACAGUUGGGACCAAUUCAAUGGACCUCUUGACCUCAACUCUGACAAGCUCACCGCGACAAUGCGGUAUAACUACUCUGAUUCCAAUCAAGUCUCAAUCCGACCUGAAGGCUUCGACUUUGUCACUGGUGACCGACCGAGCCCGUUCAAUGCAUCUAAUGUUGUCAUGUUCACGGACGCGCUCUGCGGCUCCUCCUGCGCCUCAUUCCACGAGGAGCUUAAGAACAUUGCCGGCGUAAAGGCUGUCACCGUGGGUGGCUUGCCAGAAAACAAGCCCAUACAAACCGUAACCGGCAGCAAGGGCGGCGAAGUCAUUCCACUCUUCAAUUUUCCACUCUUCGCCAUGGUGACCCUCGACAUGACCUCUCAGCUCAACCUGUCUUCCAUAGAGGAGGAUGACGACAGUCUGUUUGCUCUUGCCAACGCCGAGCAGGUUAAGACCCGUGUCGGUGAUAGUCUCUCGCGUAUCCAGUCGCAAGACCAAAUCCGGAAAGGCGACAAGACCGCCACACCCCUCCAAUUCAUCUACGAAGCCGCUGAUUGCAGAAUAUUUUAUACUGCAGAGACUUUUGCGGAUCCAGAUGCGGCGUGGAAGCAAGCGUGGGAUGCAUUCCAGGACGACUCAAAGUGUGUAGAGGGCUCGACUGGACACAAGAGUUCGAUCUCUGGGGGUUACAAGCCAUAUGGCGCGGGGCCAUUGAAGGCUGAGGAUCAACCUGCUAAGCUGCCGACUGGAUAUGGAAAUGGCAAUGGUAACAAAAGUGGAGGUGGAGGUGGGAAGAAUUCGGGCGCAUCUGUGAAUGUAAAGGCCAGCACGGCGUUGUUUGCUAUUGCUGCUGUUGCCUUGGUGAUGAUUAUGAUGUAG